This is a messenger RNA of Salvia hispanica, 1404 nucleotides long. RefSeq lists its product as uncharacterized. The record is from RefSeq and is a predicted model, not a curated record. NCBI's taxonomy places the organism in Eukaryota, Viridiplantae, Streptophyta, Magnoliopsida, Lamiales, Lamiaceae.
AUGUCUGAGGAUGAAAAGGGUGAAAAGGUUUAUACAUUCUCGUUGAAAGUGAUGAUUGAUAAAGAGAGAAGCAAGGUACUUUUUGCCACAGCCGACCGCCAUUUCGUAGACAUUUUGUUAAGCUUCUUGACUUUGCCUUUGGGAAGAAUUAUCAGAGUGUUGAAGCAGCAUUAUGGAGAUGAGCUGCCUACCAUUGGGAGCCUAUGCAGUUUGUAUCAUAGCUUGUCGAAUCUCGAUAACUCCCAUUUUGUGACGGUUGGUGCUAAGCAGAAUCUGCUCAAUCCAACCACUUCAUUUGAAAAUGAAUACAAAUGGCUGAAACUUGAUAUUACUGAUUUUCAGCCUGCUACAUAUUUCUAUUGUUCAGUCUCAUAUCGUCGUUGUAGUAACAAAUUUAGGAGUGAAAGCAAUUACUAUGAUUAUAUCGAGCUUUGCCAAGAUUGUGGUUCUUACGAGAUGGUAAAGGUAGUAGCUAAGAAGGAGUCUGAAGCUGGUUAUAGUGAUGGAAUCUGGACUGUUCGUGGGGCAUCUUUCACAAUCCUUGAUGAUCUCCAAAUAUUUCCAGAUGAGAUCGGACUUGUACAAAUCAUGACCCUUCUUGGCAUCACAGACACUAAUAAGGCGGAAGUAUUCCAAGUAGAUCUUGGCUUCAAUGAGAUUAUGAAGUUGUUGAAGGCAUCCUUGACGUCGCCAACUCCAUUGUCGGACGUCAUCCUAAACAAAACAACGCUCAUCAAUUCUCCAAGGGUUCCAUUACAUCACAUAUCAAAGGAAGAAAACCCCAAUUCUAGUAGUGUAAGUUUGAAAUUGGUGACACAAAAAUCAAGUGGAAAGUUAUUAUAUGCUCAAGCUAAGGAAGAUUUUGUCGAGUUUCUGUUUAGUUUCUUCAACAUACCGAUAGGAGGAGCCGAGCACCUCAUGGGAGGUAAGGCUUGUGUUAAGGCCAUCGACAACUUGUAUCGAAGCGCAUCUGAAUUCAUAGGUGACAAGUAUUUCAAGACCACAGAAGAUAAAAUGAAGCUUCUGAAUCCCAAUUUGCCUCAUGGUUGUAUCUCUAAAAACCAGAUUCUUCCUCUUGUUGAAGAAUGCUUACCUGCCAACUACACGGCUUUUCUCUCAAGAUUUUCUUCUGUGAAGUUUCCCAAAGGGCAAGGGUGUUAUCUUGAGGAACCAAGGACUUAUCAUGUGACAGAUGAUUUAACUGUGAAGCCCUUUUGUAGUGUUUCUGUCCUUUCCUGUCUCAAUAGCCUGAAGAUCCCGAUGUCUGAUGUCGAAGAAAGGGAGAUUGAAAUUGGAUUCAAAGAGGCUUUGAACAUACUGAAAGCCUCUCUAACAUCCACUUCUGCUCUCUCUGAUGCUCUACUCACUCAGAUUCCCAACAAACAAAUAAAAAGAGAAGUCUGA